Cordyceps militaris CM01 is the source of this 351-nucleotide messenger RNA. RefSeq lists its product as uncharacterized. Bases 1 to 351 code for a protein of 116 amino acids. The record is from RefSeq and is a predicted model, not a curated record. The transcript has a single exon. NCBI's taxonomy places the organism in Eukaryota, Fungi, Ascomycota, Sordariomycetes, Hypocreales, Cordycipitaceae.
AUGGCCCUGGGCGCUGCAAACAGCCGACCGCGCAGAAGCGUGCAGGCUUUCCGCUUUCGGGUGGCUAAUUUCCACAGCAGCCAGCAACCUGGAAGUUGGAGCGAGAUGGCCCCAGUCAACAGUCGCCAGCAACACAACACAACCCACAGGCCAGCAGCUGACUCACCAGCGAGCGCAGUUGGCAGCGCAGCACAGAAGGACUCAAAAGUACGCCGCACAUGCCGUGACAACCCUGCAACGCUCGAGCUACAAACAGCCGCCUGUCCCAUUCGCAUCCGCCCGUCGGUAUCACGAGCCUCGCGGUCCGGCAUUCGUAUCCUGCCGUGCUACGGAGUACUGACGCUCGAAUAA